Messenger RNA from Bombus huntii, 2527 nucleotides. RefSeq lists its product as uncharacterized. The record is from RefSeq and is a predicted model, not a curated record. Bases 303 to 1433 code for a protein of 376 amino acids. NCBI's taxonomy places the organism in Eukaryota, Metazoa, Arthropoda, Insecta, Hymenoptera, Apidae. The transcript is spliced from 5 exons.
CUUCCGCGGCUUCGCUUCGUUUCCCUGGUUCCUUCUUUUCUUCUGACUCGGUCGUUUUGCGUUCUUUCGUGUUAUGUUUGACAGCAAGUAGCAUCGAUUGAUUCAAGAAAAGAAGCACUUGCGGUAUCUAACAACUGGCAGAAUCUGACAAAGACAAACGUAGAAAUCUUUUGAUCGUCAGUGUGGAGGGAAGAAAUCGAUCUGAAGAACAUGACACAGUAUCAUCUGACAAGAAUCUGGAUGUUAAUCCUACUGGGCACGUGAUAAAAAUCGAACUAGAGCUGAAGGAAGCUCCGGACGACAUGAUCGUCGGAUCGACACCAUUCAAAUUGGACGUCACCGGUGAAAUCAAUUCGACCUAUCCAGAUGGCAUUCCGGAACCAAACGCUAUUAUAGUCAGAGCUGAAGAGGUUUUGAUUGUUGUUUUGGUCCUCCUCCUUUGGGCCGCGGCGAUUGCGUUAUUUUUCAAUCGAUGGGGCAAGAUUAGAAUGUUGGAGCCGUAUCAACCGAAAUUUCAACAACACAGACAAAGUUGUACUACGAUUGAACAAAAUCAACUCCAGAAUCGGCGCACGUUCUCGAAAUGUAACAUACCCUGCGGGGACUAUCCGGCGGGACACGAAUUAAAUUACGCUUCGGGUCAAGUACGACCGAGACAAAACAGUGUGUUCAUUGGAUCUAAUACGUCGUUGCUGCCUGGCGCUCAAGGUAUGCCACGUCGAACGAAAAGCGCGCUCGAUCUUCAAUUCUUGAUGUUUUCGGAGAACAACUCGUGCAGUGAACAGGAUACGUUAAAAAACUUGAAGUCAGCCAACGAGUCCACGAAAUUGUUGCAACGCGAACGAAAGACCAGUAUAUGUCAGUUAGACAGAAUCGAAACGUCCAAGCCUGUCUUUCGAGACAGAGGAAUGAGUGUCUGUCAAUUCGAUGCUUCCUCGAAAUUGUGGCAACGAGAUCGUGGAAUGAGUGUCUGCCACUUCGACAGGAUGGAGGUACUUGCCAGACCGUUGCAAAGAGACCGUGGCGGAAGAAUCUGGCAGUUCGACAGAAUGGACGUAUUGGCCAACCCGCUGCAGAGAGAUCGCACAGGCAGCGCCUACCAUUUUGACAGAAUGGACGUCUUGGCUAGGCCAAAUUGUUCUUUUGGCAAAUCCUUGGCGAGGGAGAGGCGCGUCAGCAUGUGUAACUUUCUGGAGAAAGACGAAGAAGCAGCAAAAGGUAGUCAAAUGGUACGGCGUUUAAGUAGCAACAACAUUGAGAAAAUCGUGAAGGAGGAGGCGUCCGUCGAAGAAGCGGAGUGUGAAACGGCGAUGCAGCACAUAUUUCCCAAAUGCACACCCAAAGGAAAUAAAAAUGCUUCCUAUCAAUUGGACCAACCGUCUUGCAGCAAAACUCCUGACGUUGUGUUCGGAUACAAGGCUACUUGCGUGUAGUGUGAGAAGGUUAAACGUAUGACUUAUCAAGGGAGAAUAUGUAUGCUAUACUUGAAAUUUAUGGAGUUAGUCAUCGUUUCAAUUUCAAGGUAUCGAAGGGUACUUGAAUGCAUAUGACAUAUAUUCAAUCACAAUAUGGUAAUAAAUAGAAAUUCUUAUAUAAAAUCGUAUCUAAGUGUGACACUUAUACCGACUGUAUAAUAUUCCAGAAAUGAGAUUAAAAAAUACUCCUUCCUUUUAAACGUACGACUCAUAAAGUUCCGAAAGAACCAAACUCCGUGUACAUAAUGAUUGAAAGGCGUCUGAUUCCGAGAAUAAUUCUACGACAAAAAAUAUAUUUUGUUAAUGUUAUACUUGGCUCUUUCGGUCAUGUUAUUCUGUGUGAAGGAAUCGUCUGAAUAAAUUUACACCGUGUAACAAACUAAUCACAACAGAAUUUGAAAGUGUACACGUUGUCAACGCCACGAGAAUUUUAGAAAUGAAUAAUUUCACAUACUUUUCGGGCUGAAAACAACGAUUUUCGACAUUCAAACACCGAAAGAGUUGAAGCAAACAGUUGUAAUAAUCUAAGAAAGUAGUAAAAGAAAUUUAUAAAGGAAGAUGCGAACUAUUUUUUCAGGAAUUGUAAUUUUUUAGACGACUGUUGAAAAGAUAUAAAUUUAUUAACACGUAUUACAAUUUUGGUCUUAUUAUGAUAUUAGAAUUUACCAAGCAUUCUGGCAAAAACGGCGUUGAAGAGAACACGAAACAGGGACAAUUAUCUCCGUUACAAGGUUUGUGCCACCUUGUGAUGGGAUAUAACGUUCGAUAUAUACUUCGAAUCCUAAGUUAAAUCCACUUCCCAACGUCCACUUCAUAGGUUUUCAAUACUACAAUACAUAUUUAAUCAUUCAUUCAUUCUACUUGCCAAAUAUGUAUUCACCAAGGUCUUCGCAAACUGAUUUCGAAUCUCAGAAAAAACACUUGCAAUCAAUAGAAUUAUGAGAGUCAAGAAAGCAGUUCCACUUUACUGAAUUUCUAUAAUAAUGCGAGGAAGAUUUUACAGAAUUGUAGACGAUAAACAGGAUUCCUAUAAGUUUUAUUUUAAUGUUUUA